Staurois parvus is the source of this 351-nucleotide messenger RNA. Lineage: Eukaryota; Metazoa; Chordata; Amphibia; Anura; Ranidae. The record is from the annotation of a GenBank genome assembly.
CUAAGCAUGCAGACUGCUUCUACAAAUAUUUGUGAAACAAUGGGUUACUCUCAGGAGCUCUGUGAAUUCAAGCAUGGUACCGUGAUAGGUUGCCACCUGUGCAAUAAGUCCAUCCAUGAAAUUUCCUUGCUACUUAAUAGUCCACGGUCAACUGCUAGUGGUAUUUUAACAAAAUGGAAGCAACUAGGAGCAACAGCAACUCAGUCACGCCGCCACUGGACUGUGGGGCAGUGGAGACAUGUUCUCUGGAGUGACAAAUCACACUUCCCUGUCUGGCAAUCAGAUGGACAUGUCUGGGUUUGGCGGGUGCCAGGAGAACGGUACUUGCCUGACUGCAUUGUGCCAAGUGUA